CAUAAGAGAAAUGCCUAUUUAUUCCCAAGGGUAUGCAGUUCUCCCCGUCGUCGACCCUAAACUUGAUCUUCCAAUAUGAGGAUUGUUCGUAGCUUUACGGCUAGGGUGGGGAUCCAAGCCUCCUACCGGGAUUAUUGAUUUUUAUUUACACCUGAAUCACCUUAGGUAAAUCUCAACUCUCCCUCUCUUCCUCUUCACCAUCGCUGCCUCUCAAGGUCACAUAAACCUUGGCGCGCAAUGGUAUUUUCUCCGUCUUCAUUUUCUUCUUAGAACAUACCACUAAGUUAUUUACUCGCGUUCUGGGAACAUGGCUUCCCACUCGUCGAUUGGCCGGCCGGGUGGCUCCGCUGGCAGCUCGUCCAAUGCAUCGCAUCACUACGACCCCCAGACCGGCCAAACCUAUCGAGAAUUCACAUCAAAGCUGCAGAGCUUACCGCGAAAUAUCGGUUGGGAACGCGAGGGUGUGCUCGAAUCCGAGGAAGGAUCUUUUAUCUCCAAAACGAAGGGUGCUCGCAGCUUUAUUGAUAUGUUGGUCACGGUCGUCGCACGCAAUACUCACCUUCUGGAAUUUCAUCACCUCGAGCCCGUCCCGCCUCAUAUACUCCUUCUCAUCUGGGUGGAAAUGGUUAAUGAUUACAAGCGAAUGCCACUGCACUCGUUCAUGAUCCUCUCCGGGCUCCUCAGCUACCACCAGCGGACGAGCGAGGGAAAGUGGGAUUUGCCCAAAGACGUCUACAAGUUUCAUCAGACUUUGAAGCUCGCAGGUAGCCCGUUUAGCAAUUUCACGAAGCCGCUCAUGAGUAAACCUUUCGACUUCAUCGUCCACCUUACUCUUGCCGGUAAUGAAGUCUGCUUCGAGAACCACGAACUCUUGUCGUUGACGAAGCUCAAGAACCUUGGCGUGCUCGAGAUCGUACAGCCACGUCCUCUGCAGGAUGCAUCCAAUUUCCCUCGAGUUAAUGACUCUGUCCUCAGACAGUGGGCUAUCACCAAGGAUGCCUUCCCCCUCCUCCGCGUCUUGAGAAUUUGGGGCGACUAUUUUACCACUCGUCGCACUCUUAGUUAUCUGGACAGAUUCCCUUCUCUUCGUGUCUACGACGUCGCCGGCCUGAAGAACGAUUGGCGGGAUGCCGCCGCUGGUCCCUCGUGGAAGAUGAUGUCCUAUCAAUGGGGUUGGACUCUGCUUGAAUCAAUCUCCGAGAUCAUCGAAUCGCUCUCUACGUCGUCAAUUUACGGAGAUACCAGCAAGGCUUACAGUCUUAUGGCAUAUUGGGACUCCGGUGUCGAUAACGACCUGCUUCGCGAGUUGGAACUCUUCUCAGCCGUCGUCGAAAGGAUUGUUGAUGACGAAGAGGCUGCCCGUCUAAGGGAAAGCAUAUUGCCUGACAAAUAUCAGACCUAUGACUUUAAUUAUUAUCUCAAGCAGGGAAAAGCCGGUGAUCGAACUGGACGCUGGGUUUGGGGAUAUAUGCUUUACUGUCACAUCGGUCGAUUGACUGGAAACAAGGAUCUGGUGGAGCAAGGUAUGCACGAUCCCCGAGAGUCCUUUGUUAUCGACGACAACCUCAUCCCGCCGCGACCCUACAUCGAGCUUAACAUAGGGGACUUCGAGGACACGGACAAGCGUGGCAAGUUCCAGUCUCAUUGCACCUUUACGCGAGCGAUCGAACAGCCGUCGAAGAAGAGACCGGCUUCCCCUGCCGAUCCCACUCCUUCUCCAGCUCCUAAAAAACCGAGUCAUCCAGGUCCUCCACGAAAAUUGACUAAGAAGCAGAGAUUCUUUGACCUGAGUGACCUUUAGGAACUUUUCAUGUUUGAAGAGAGACCUCAAAUGAACUUAUUUUCCUCCCUUUUCUUACCCAUUCUUCUCCUUUUCAUCUGUAUUUUCCCAACUGCAUACAGAUGAAUCGCGAGUUGCACAGGGGGAUAACAUUUGAUCAGUCGCCUCUUUUCAUAAAGGUGAGGUGGACUGGGAUAGCCUUGGUCUACCUAACAUGGAGCACACUGAUUCUACCACG
This is a messenger RNA of Annulohypoxylon truncatum, 2018 nucleotides long. RefSeq lists its product as uncharacterized. The record is from RefSeq and is a predicted model, not a curated record. Lineage: Eukaryota; Fungi; Ascomycota; Sordariomycetes; Xylariales; Hypoxylaceae. The transcript is spliced from 2 exons. Bases 308 to 1801 code for a protein of 497 amino acids.